Molecule: messenger RNA, 786 nt
Organism: Sphaeroforma arctica JP610
Lineage: Eukaryota; Ichthyosporea; Ichthyophonida
Exons: 2
Coding region: 1-786 (261 amino acids)
Source: RefSeq, a predicted model, not a curated record
AUGAGUCAACUUCCGCCCACGGGCCAAACCCCUAUCACUACCUUUUCGUCUUUUGAGGGCGCCCAACGUUUCGAACGUGACUUCUUCUCAACACUCCAGCCAUACACCAAUAUCUCCCACGCCAAUCAUCACAUCCAGCUUACCCGCACCAUUAUAUCUGCUAUUCUUGACACCAACGACAACCCUAACAUCAACAACACCGCCAUAUACUUAGCCCGUAUUCGACGUGACCGCGCCAACUUAUCUACUGAUCUCGACACCAUCCGCAAUGCAUCUGCCAAACAUUCUGACUCCAUUGCUGCUCUCAACGCCGAUAUUGUACGCCUUCGUCACGAGCGCCACACAAUCCUCACCGAAUGUAACACCGCUAAUACUGCCCGCGAUUUAGCUCGAGCUGACCACGACCAACACACCAUCGAACCCAACUCUCUAGCUAAUGACCUCGAUCGCAUCCACAACGAACGCGGCACACUCAUCACUGAACGCGACCAGCUUGUCACUGAACUUGAUCACAUUCACUCCGAACGAGUUACCCUCGUCACUGAACGCAAUCAGGCGCAAUCUAAUUACAAUGACAUCGCCCUCGAACGUGACAAUCUUCCUCGUAAUCUUACACGUACACAAGACAUCAAUACCACCACAACCACCGAACACACCACAUUACAAAACAGCCUCGCCCGCAUCCGUCGUGAACGUGACACAUACUUCGAGGAAUGUGAAGAGACCCGCAUUGAACUCAUUCAAGCACCCAGCGUAUACAAAGGUGACACCUUUGAGAAUAUGUAG